Molecule: messenger RNA, 499 nt
Organism: Corythoichthys intestinalis (scribbled pipefish)
Lineage: Eukaryota; Metazoa; Chordata; Actinopteri; Syngnathiformes; Syngnathidae
Gene: sec61g
Product: SEC61 translocon subunit gamma
Exons: 4
Coding region: 172-378 (68 amino acids)
Biological process (GO): post-translational protein targeting to membrane, translocation; protein targeting
Cellular component (GO): Ssh1 translocon complex; membrane
Molecular function (GO): transmembrane protein transporter activity
Source: RefSeq, a predicted model, not a curated record
CAGCCGCUAGAUGUCAGUGUAAAAAACAAUUCACAUUAAAGAUGCAAUCAAGCAAGAAGUGACGCGCAUGCGCGUGUUAAGGAUACGUCAGCCCUUCCAUCAAAUACACAGAGCUACGUGGCUUAACUCCUUUCCUCUCGCUACUUGCAAAACAACCUCGGACAAGCUAAAAUGGAUCAAGUCAUGCAGUUCGUCGAGCCUAGUCGGCAGUUCGUCAAGGACUCCAUAAGGCUGGUAAAGAGAUGCACGAAACCCGAUAGAAAAGAAUUCCAGAAAAUUGCGAUGGCCACAGCGAUUGGGUUCGCCAUCAUGGGUUUCAUUGGAUUCUUCGUCAAACUGAUCCACAUCCCCAUCAACAAUAUCAUUGUUGGUGGUUGAAUGCCGUGAACAUCAAAGACCAGAAGAUGAAAUUGCAAAAAUCCAAUGGGGAAGACUGAAAGGAUGAACUUUUUUAUGUUUCGUUUUCUUUCUCUGUGUAAAUAAAACAAUGGGAACUGUU